AAUCUGAUGAGAAGCAGAAGUAAAUGCAUCUCACUGGUCUCUCUAACGCUCUUUGAUAUUUUGUUAUUACACAAAGCCACUGAUGUACUCUCUCUCUCUCCUCCAACACACACGCUGUCCUUUUCCUACAACAAAAUAAACAGAUCAAAUCCAAAAUCCAAAAUCCAGAAUCAGAAACCCAAUUUUCUUCUCUUUAAACCCAGUUUGUUCAUGAAGUUUUUCCACGACACGGCACAAUCAAUCACCCCGUCUUGCUCCGCCCCAAGAAACUCGGUCACAGUAACAGUCAUGGCUCAGGCCGGAGGAAGUUUUUCUCCGAGAAUGCCUUGAAGAAUUCUUCCAUCCCGCCAUUCCAGGAACAAGAAGGUGUUCUCUGUUUUCGUAGCGACGGAGAUGAAGUACAUGCAACUUGGAUGUCGACCCGACACUUUCUACACCGCAGAAGCUGUAAGGUCUGUUUCUUCUGAAAUCUUGAGUGAUCUCAUUAUCCAAGUGAAGUCCACAAGAUACCUUCUCCACAAGUUUCCGAUGCUGUCCAAAUGCUUGCGGCUACAGAGCUUGAUGUCUUCAAAAUGCCCGGAAACCUCGCAAGAUCAAGUGAUCCAACUUCAAGAUUUCCCCGGCGAAGCUGAAGCAUUCGAACUCUGCGCCAAGUUCUGCUACGGCAUCACCAUUACUCUCAGCCCUUGCAACGUCAUUGCCUUGCGUUGUGCGGCGGAAUAUCUCGAGAUGACGGAGGAAGCCGAGGCCGGGAACUUGAUUCAGAAACUGGAGCUUUUCUUGGAUUCUUGCGUUUUCAACAGUUGGAGAGAUUCUCUCCUCGCUCUCCAGUCCACAAAGGCCUUAGCUUCAUGGUCCGAGGAUCUGGGAAUCACGGGCAGAUGCAUCGAGGCGAUCUCGAGCAGAGUAUCUGCAGAUUCAGAUGAUCCGGACACGGGUUUUUUACCGAGGAGCUACUCGAGGAGGGGAAGAGAUGAAAUCCUCUGCAAUGGAGGAAGAAAGAUGGAGAGUUCACGGUGGUGGGGCGAUGAAAUUGCUGAGUUAUGUAUAGACCUUUACUGGAGAACCAUGGCUGCCAUUAAAUCAUCAAACAAAGACAUACCUUCAAGACUUGUCGGAAACGCUCUCAGAAUCUACGCAUCUAAAUGGCUUCCAAGUGUCAGGGAAGGCAUUGAUCAAAAGAAACAGAGGAUUUCAGAUUCAGAGCCAGGAUGUUCGAAGCACAGACUGGUGUUAGAAUCUAUCAUUAGCCUCCUCCCGACGGAAAAGCGCUCUGUUCCUUGCGGUUUUCUGCUGCAGCUACUGAAAAUGACAAAUGUUCUGAAAGCUUCAUCUUCUUCAAAGACAGAGUUGGCGAUAAAGGCCGGGCAUCAACUGGAUGAAGCGACAGUGAGCGAUCUGCUGAUACCCUUAUCAGAUAAGCCGGGUAUCUUAUACGACGUCGACAUUGUGAUGACAAUGGUGAGGGAGUUUCUGUCACAGACGUCAAGAAUCAUCAGUUCUCCAAGCUCAAGAACAAGAACUGAAAGGAGACGGUCUCACUCUGAAGAGAAUAUCAACUUGGAUCUGCAAGAAAACAGAGUAUCUCCUCCUCCUCCUUUACCGGCUUCGAAUCUGAAAGUGGCAAAGCUUGUGGAUGCUUAUCUUCAAGAAAUCGCCAAAGACACUAAACUACCUUCUUCAAAGUUCGUUUUAUUGGCCGAGAUGAUCCCAGGGCCCUCACGGGUUAACCAUGAUGAACUAUACAAGGCCAUUGAUACAUACCUUCAGAAUCAUCAAGACAUCGAAAAGGGAGAGAGGAAGAGGCUAUGCAGAACCUUGGACUGCAAGAAACUAUCACCGGAAGCAAGCAAACACGCUGCACAGAACGAGCUGCUGCCACUGAGAGUGAUAGUGCAGAUCCUUUUCGUGAAGCAGACUAGGGUUUCAACGGUUACUAAUGUCAGAACCGCUGAAACAGAGGCUUUGAGCAGAAGCGUGAGCACAAAUACGAGGUUACCCACUUUGAGAAACAACAUCAGGAGGGAGGAAGAAGAAGAAGAAGAAGCUGCAGAGAGAGGGUUGAAUCCAGAAAGACGGAUUCAGAGUACUCCUUCGAGGUUCAAGGCGUUUUACGCGAUUCCCACUCAGCCGAAGAAGAUAUUAAGCAAGUUGUUGUCGAUCAAUAGAAGCUUGAGACAAAGGAUCUGAGCUGAGUUUAGGGUUCAUCCCCUUGCGAAGCAGAGUUUCUGUCUGAAAAUUUGUUUGUUGUCUGAUACAGUAAGUAACACACAGAAAUCUUGAGCGACAUUUUCUGUAAUGUCUCUAAUGUUAUUUAUCAAUUCGUUUA
Molecule: messenger RNA, 2329 nt
Organism: Tarenaya hassleriana
Lineage: Eukaryota; Viridiplantae; Streptophyta; Magnoliopsida; Brassicales; Cleomaceae
Product: BTB/POZ domain-containing protein At3g26490
Exons: 4
Coding region: 394-2190 (598 amino acids)
Molecular function (GO): protein binding
Source: RefSeq, a predicted model, not a curated record